UGGAUAAACAUUUAAUGUGGCGAAAAAAAGAUGGCUGCGCCCUGUAGAAGGAUGGCUGGUGUAACUCUCUUACAUUUUCGGUGCUUUAGCAGGGCAGCAGUUGGGAGCGCUGGGUUUCGUCAGUUGUCCAGCUCUUCUGUGUGUCGGGUGACUUUGCAAACCAAAAGUCAAACGGAAAAACGUCCAUCUCCGUGGACUCUGAUGGCAGCCGUUUGUCUGCAAAGGCUUCCGGUCAUAUCAGCGGACUGCAGCCCGAUAGAGCAGCAGUUCAGACACAUGAUGCAGCAGAUGGAGCUAGAGAAAAGCCUGCUGUCGGACCAUGAGCUGCAGCUCCUGGAGGACUCUGAGAGGAUCAGUCGCAAGCAGGCGGACGAUUACGACUCUGACGAGGAGGACAACCGCGGCGACCAGGAGAUCGUGUUGGCUCAGGACCUGGAAGACUCUUGGGAGCAGAAGCUUCAAAAGUUCCAGCCCGGGUUGAGGGUCAAAGCUGACGUGGAUGAGGACUUGACCUCGUCGGAGCGCUGCCUGGCCGACCCGCUGGUCCUCGUGGCCGAGCAGCAGGUCGGCGGCGACAAGCUGUGGCUGCUGCCUCAGGCGCGGUGGCAGGAAGGAGAAACGCUGCGGCAGACGGCCGAGAGAGCCCUGCAUUCCCUGCCAGCAGCCGGCCUCGAGGCGACCUUCCUCGGCAACGCCCCCUGUGGACUCUACAAGUACAAAUUGCCCAAAGCCGCUCGGACGGAGAGCGCGGUGGGAACAAAGGUGUUCUUCUUCAAAGCCAUCCUGUCCGGCAGCGGGGCCCCCGCCGCCCCGAGCGCUUCUCUUCUGUGGGCGAAGAAAAGCGAGCUGCAGCGCUACCUGAAGCCGGCGUACAUGAUGAAGGUCGAGCGCUUCGUCCUCGCCCUGUGACACCUGAACAUUGAGCGUGGGCACUGGAUCGUUAUUUAUGAGGCCCAGGAAGUUACCUCUGUAGUUUAUCUGUUGUCUUGUAUCAUAAAGAGUUCUUUGGUUCUAUACAUGUGUUGUAUGAGUACGUUGUAUUUUAAGUUUGCACAAUGUCAGAUGUCCUCCUUUCCUUACAGGGUAAAACCUGUUAACAAAUCAUCUUAAAAUGAAACCUGAAUCUUGACUUAUCAGUCAAUACAUCCUAAAACAGUGGUUCCCUCUUUUGCAAAAGAUGCUCAAAGAUAGUUCAAGCUAAGUCAAAGUGUCAUCUUUAAAUAAUAAGGAAACUACCCGCCAAGCACCAAACCACCCAAUAGCGAGCCUCGGGGGAUAAGGAGCGAGUCCCAUUCGCAUGCACCUGUAGUCACGAUGAAGACGAAGCCAUCGCCUUCCUUCAAUGUACCACACAGCAUGAGAGGGGAAAGCUCCCAUGAGCUGUUAAUCACAUUGUUGUGAGAUUUAAUGUGAGAACCAGUGGACGCCGCAUAAGAUGUUUGUUUAUGAUUUUCUGAUAAGUCAUUUUUUAAAAUGUGAUUUCUAGGCUUUGCUCGACUCCACUGAAGACACUCGAUGACUUGCUGAAGCAGUCGUUUGUUUUAGUGCAUUUAGACGUGCAGCAGUUAACAAGCACCCGCUAUUUGGGCCCGGCAGCCCUGCUGGAGGUGAUCUCUGGAUCUCCAGCACAUUCCGGGGUCCAGCAGCAGAUGGCAGUCUUAGCACAGCCCCGUCAUUGCGCCCGUGUGUGCUGACCUCAGAGGUGGACUGCAGAGCGAGCUUUUCUGAUCAAGUUGGCUUCCUCUUACUCAUCCUGAAAAUAUCCAUCGUAGAGGGGGAAUGUUCCUCUGCAAUGGCUCCGAUAAUUUGUCUUAAGAGCAUUGUGAUGUUCCCGACAGCCUCUCGGAUCAGCCUGUUCUUUCUAUUUGUGUCUGCAGGGACAAGGGGUUAUUAAUGUUGGAGACUUUGGCUUUAGAUGUUUUUUUUCCGUCUUUAUUCUUCAAGGCUCGGUGGAAGUCCUGAGUGCCACGCGGGCCUGCCCCGUCCGUGCAGAUGUGAAGGUCAGGGCCAGAGGUAAUAAAAGCAGUAUCUAACUGUCA
Messenger RNA from Pungitius pungitius (ninespine stickleback), 2039 nucleotides. It is a transcript of the gene mrpl46, whose product is annotated as mitochondrial ribosomal protein L46. NCBI's taxonomy places the organism in Eukaryota, Metazoa, Chordata, Actinopteri, Perciformes, Gasterosteidae. Gene Ontology annotation, molecular function: structural constituent of ribosome. Gene Ontology annotation, cellular component: mitochondrial large ribosomal subunit. The record is from RefSeq and is a predicted model, not a curated record. The transcript is spliced from 4 exons. The coding region runs from base 31 to 909 and encodes 292 amino acids.